AUGAAGUUGACCGCUUCAACUAAGAAUUUGAGCUUGUUAUACAGUUCCAAACAUGUUAUUCCUCCGAUUGCCGCACGCUACAUGGGAUCCCCAGUCCAUCCGAUUGCCCCGAAGAUCGCACACAGCUGGAAGGGUCGAGACCGUGAUACGCUAUGGUGGAGAGUAUCUGUGUCCCACAUCACGCAGCUCAAGCGAGUGGUUCGCUCUUUAUGCGCUCGACAGGCACGCCUCGCGUUCGAGCUAGCCUUGAAAGAAAAAGGCUUUGAUCGUUUAGGGAGACCACUCCCCUCGUCCUACUCAUGGCUUCCACGGGAUCCUCUCACCGGCUCGGUGGAUCUCAUCAUCCGCCCGUCAUUCGUCAAGCAGAGCUUCGAGACGGUCCAACACGAUGCACGCUUGGUCUUGGAGGGCUUGUUAAAACAACGCGCAAUGCAUAACCAGAUUGCAUAUCCAUAUCCGAGAUCCGAAGCUCCUCCUGGAAUGGAAAGGGCUUGA
This is a messenger RNA of Penicillium atrosanguineum, 495 nucleotides long. RefSeq lists its product as uncharacterized. The transcript has a single exon. NCBI's taxonomy places the organism in Eukaryota, Fungi, Ascomycota, Eurotiomycetes, Eurotiales, Aspergillaceae. The record is from RefSeq and is a predicted model, not a curated record. Bases 1 to 495 code for a protein of 164 amino acids.